Nycticebus coucang (slow loris) is the source of this 4538-nucleotide messenger RNA. It is a transcript of the gene CBARP, whose product is annotated as CACN subunit beta associated regulatory protein. Bases 1313 to 3754 code for a protein of 813 amino acids. Gene Ontology annotation, biological process: negative regulation of voltage-gated calcium channel activity; negative regulation of calcium ion-dependent exocytosis. NCBI's taxonomy places the organism in Eukaryota, Metazoa, Chordata, Mammalia, Primates, Lorisidae. Gene Ontology annotation, cellular component: secretory granule; plasma membrane. The record is from RefSeq and is a predicted model, not a curated record. The transcript has 11 exons. Gene Ontology annotation, molecular function: transmembrane transporter binding.
CUGAAACGCUUGCGCUCCAGUGUCCUUCAUGACUGGGGGCGCUCAUUGGAUGGAGUGUACUGUGCAGCACCUCCAGCCUCUAACCCCACAUGUGGCCACUCUAGGAAGCUGGAAGGUCCAGUGGGCACCUCAAACCUAUCUACUGGACAACUCUCCAAUCCCCAUUCUGGGGUGAGAGCUGAUGGAAUUCCAACUGUCCUGGCCAGUCAAUGCUGCAUGGCCACUGUGGCCACUAUCUCCUUCCUGGAUAGCCCUGGCUUCCUCCGUGUGUCACCACAGGUAUCUUCUAUACAGCCAGAGAGUCUCCUUUUAGAAAAGCGGACCUGACCAUGUUCCCACAAGAUGGUGUCCUGCUCCUUCCUACACGGGGAUGCUCAGCAAACACACCGUUCUAUUUCAGGCCUCUGUCCAUGGGGUUCCCACUGGCCAAGAACCAGCUUCCCUAGGGCCACCACCGCUUGCCCAGGCCUUGUUCUGUGCCAGGCAUAGAACAAGAAGUAAAAUAUUCAAGGAGAGAAAGUCAGGUAGGGGAUGAGAAAUGUAGGGUGGGAAGUGUGACAUUUGUAGCCAAAGGGAAGCAGAGAUAUAUGCUGAUACUUUGAUGUUUGGUGAAAAGUUGAAGGAGGUGGUGAUGUGGUGUCUUUCGGUUGAAUGGACCGAGGAAGGUCCAUUCAUGGACCAUCCAUGCUGGGCACCUUCCAGAGCACAGGCCCUGAGAUUGCCUGUGCCUGCCACACUUUCUGGAUGAGAAAGAGGUGCUGUUGCAGGGUGUUGAAAACUGGCCCAAUGGGGCUGGGACGUCUAAGAGGGAGAAGUCAGGGUUGACUCUUGCUGGUAUACUCUCAACGUCACCUCACCAGAAGCUGGCAUCUGUGGGCUCGUUUAGGCCCGGGUGGCACUCAGUACAGCUUUGAGUAUCUGCUGUCCUUUGCUCAUUUCCUGUCCCGCAAGAGGGAGAAGGGAGCAAUCGAGACGUGAUGAGACACUACACCAGGGGGAACACGCAUCGGGGGUGCAGGUGAGGGGUGUGUGCCCAGGUCCCCUGCCCUGAGCAUCAACCCCUGGACUGGGGGCAGAAGCCCUGGCUCAGCAUCUUCCUCCAUACCCUCAAGGGGAAAGCAAGAAGGGCAGUCAGUGCACCCCGAGAAAUCUUUAAGGUGCAUUUCAAAAUCUGAGGAGAGAGGCAAGGAGUAAUCUUGCUUCCCAAGGAACUCUUUCUCCUCCUUGCCAGCUGGUUCUCGACCUGGGUUAGGUGAGUCGUGCCGAGGGGCUGGGGGCGGGGACUCGGCCGCAGAGGGAGGGGGCCGAUUUCAUGUGCCGAGGGGGCGCCCGGGAGCUUAGGCUCCGCCCCCCACCCCUGCCGGAAGGGAAGGGAGGCUGUGGCCAGCGCCAAACGAGCCAGACCCGACGACUACCGCGGCGGGGGCGGCUGGCCAGGGACCCGGCGACACCGGGCGCACCGAACGGGCACGCCGCCAACGCGGUCACGUGCGUCGGCCACUCCUCUAGCGCCGGCCUCCCCCGCGCGCCGCUCUCUCCAUUCAUAAAUUCUCCGCCUGCUCCGCGGCCACUCGGUGCCGGAGCCAGCCAGGAACGACGCGCAAUCGCUCGCCCGCCCGCCGCCGGUCCUGGCGCUGAGGCCGCUUCUUCCCACCUCAGAAUGCAGCCCACAGCCACCAUGGCCACAGCUGCUGCCACCACUGCCACAGUAGCUCUGACAUCAUGGGACAACGCCACUGGCCAUCCCACGGCCGAGCCUGACCCCAUCCUGGACAACUACGUGCUGCUCGUGGUAGUGAUGUCACUAUUUGUGGGUGGCACACUGGUGGUGCUGUCCGGGGUCCUGCUCCUCUGCAAACGCUGCUGGGAGGUACACCAGCGCUUCAACAGAGCUGUGGAGGAAGCUGAGAAGACCACCACCACUUACCUGGACAAUGGCACCCACCCAGCCCAAGACCCUGACUUCAGGGGGGAGGACCCCGAGGGCCUGGACACAGAGACGGAGCGCUUCUUGUCUGCCAGCGCCACUGGCCGCCGGGUCUCCUUCAAUGAGGCGGCCCUAUUUGAACAGAGCCGCAAGACACAGGACAAGGGCCGUCGGUAUACCCUGACAGAGGGGGACUUCCACCACCUGAAGAAUGCCCGCCUCACCCACUUGCACUUGCCACCCCUGAAGAUUGUCACCAUCCAUGAGUGUGACUCGGGUGAGGCCAGCUCGACUGCCACCCCCCACCCAGCUGACACCCACAAGGCCAGCCUUGCCAUCUUCCAGCCCCCGGGCAAGGCCCUCACUGGCCGCUCUGUGGGCCCCAGCUCCGCCCUGCCAGGUGACCCUUACAACUCAGCUGCGGGCACCACCGACUUCGCAGAGAUCAGCCCCUCAGCAUCUAGUGACUCCGGGGAAGGCACCUCGUUGGAUGCAACUACCAGGAGCACCAAGGCUGGUGGCCCAGGGGCUGCUUCAGGGUCCAGGGAGGUGAGCCCAGGCUCUGGGGCAGGUACUGUAUUACAGUUCUUCACCCGACUGCGCCGCCACGCCAGCCUGGAUGGGGCUAGCCCCUACUUCAAGGUCAAGAGAUGGAAGCUGGAGCCCAGCCAGCGGGCGGCCAGUCUGGAUACUAGAGGUUCCCCCAAGCGGCACCACUUCCAGCGGCAGCGGGCAGCCAGUGAGAGCAUGGAGCAGGAGGGGGACACCCCACACACGGACUUCAUCCAGUACAUUGCCCGUGCAAGCGACACAGCGGCCUUCCCGCCCCCCCGCCCCUUUCUGGCCAGCCCCACCAGUCCGCCCCCCUCUCUCGGCAGGCUAAAGUCGGCUGAGGCAGCGGGAGGAGUGAGCCCCGAAUCCUCCCCAGAGCGCAGCGGCGGGGUGGGGCCACAGCAGCAGCAGCCGCAGCAAGGACAACAAGAACCCGACACCGAGCGGGACGCAGGUCCCGACCAAGCCCAGACCAGCUACCGCGACCUGUGGAGCCUGCGUGCCUCGCUUGAGCUGCACGCAGCCGCCUCUGACCAUAGCAGCAGCGGCAACGACCGUGACUCGGUGCGCAGCGGCGACAGCUCGGGGUCGGGGGGCGCGCCGCCCGCCUUUCCGCCGCCCUCGCCACCCGCGCAGCGGCCCAAAGAUGGCGAGGCACGCCGACUGCUGCAGAUGGACAGUGGCUACGCCAGCAUUGAGGGCCGUGGUGCGGGCGAUGAUGCUGAGCCGCUCGCCAUGCCCGUAAGGCCUCGCAGUCCACGUGCUUGGCCUCGUCGCCCGCGCCGAGACUACAGCAUCGAUGAGAAGACCGAUGCACUCUUCCACGAGUUCCUGCGCCACGACCCUCAUUUCGACGACGCGCCACUCGCCGCCGCGCGUCACCGCGCACGCGCACACCCGCACGCGCGCAAGCAGUGGCAGCGCGGCCGGCAACACAGCGACCCUGGCGCACGUGCGGCCAUGGCCCCGGCCGCGGCCCCAGGUGUGGCCCGCCUAGCACGUGCGCCCUUGCGCCGCGGCGACAGCGUAGAUGGUCCCCCCGACGGCCGCGUACUUGCUGGCGACGACUCCGCUAUCUCUGUCAUCGAGGAGGAGCCCGGCGGCGGGGGCUGCUCAGGCUCGGGCCUGUGCGUCGAGCCUUCUGGGGCGCUGCUGGACAAGUUGGCGGCCGGCCUCGAAGAGAGACUCUUCCCACUUCGCCUCGCCGAACCCGUUGCUGCGGCUGCCGCACUGGUCGCCGCUGCCCCUACGUCCCCCGACCACAGCCCGGUCUAAGCCCCGCGCCCAGAGCUCACCUCUUGGCAGCUUCUCUGGCGCCGCGUGGGGACUCGGUGGCGGGAAACACGUGGAAGCGCAGCGACCUGGCGCGCGCGCACUCGGUUACGUACGCUCUAGUGCAUCUCCAGAGUGCACGCGCACAGCCCCCUGUGAGCGCCUCGCCGGUUUCCCAAGGCAUCCUGAGGCGCUGGCGCUCCAGAGCCCUGGCUGGGAAGGAGAGAGAAACAAGUCCUCGCCCGGAGGCUCCUGAGGACAGCGCCCUACUGCCCUCAUGGCGUCCCUUAGUCGGAGGCACUCACUUCUCACACACAGCGCAGGCUAUCCCGAGGCACUUGCUCGUGUCCCCAAGGCAGAAGCGCUGGGCCGCCCGGGUCGGGAGGUUGGCUCGAGGCUGCCAGUUCCCGAAGCCGUUUACCUCACUACGGCGUGUGCCUGCGGCAGCCCGCGCCCCUUCUGAGCAAUAACCGCGCCCGCCGCUGACUAGGCCUGGACGCAUCUCCUGCCGCCGUCCGAGUCGCACCCCUGCAGUCCCGCAUGUGCUUGACGCCCCUCCACCUCAGUUAAAGGAGGCACCAGAACUCCUUGGUGUUUGAAACAUGAACAAAACUCACACGGCCAAGGCGUCAAGUUUCCCAAGCUUUAUUUAUUGCCAAAAAAGGGGCUCACCCUCGCCUGCCUCGCUGUCCCACCCUAGACGUUUUGUGCCCAGUGUGUACCAUCUAAUAAUGGAAUUUCCUGUUGUGUUUUUGUUUUCUGAUUGAUUAUAAAUAUUUACUGUAUA